Molecule: messenger RNA, 4312 nt
Organism: Rhipicephalus microplus (southern cattle tick)
Lineage: Eukaryota; Metazoa; Arthropoda; Arachnida; Ixodida; Ixodidae
Gene: Cortactin
Product: cortactin
Biological process (GO): regulation of actin filament polymerization; cell migration
Cellular component (GO): plasma membrane; cortical actin cytoskeleton; actin filament
Molecular function (GO): actin filament binding
Source: RefSeq, a predicted model, not a curated record
CACACAGUUUCGUCACCGAUGUUUCCAGUUUGUGCGUCGAAAGGGUCGCUCGUGUGACGAUUGUGACUCACGGCGCGCCGGCUUCGUUCUGUGAGAGUGCGUUAUGAGCCAAAUCAACGUUCCAACUUCGCUGGUGUUCGCCUGCUAAAGUACCGUUUCAGCACCUCCGCGUGUUUCAGCGGUGGGCCGUCGUAUAAUCUUGCGGAUAGCGGAGAGCUCCUUACCGGCCCCGCUGCUGCGGCUUGUGGAAGUACGGAUAUACGAGUGUUAUCGCGUGGGGCGGAGGUUCCUGUAAACACGCCGAGCCGUCCGAUACCUUUGCCGCUGGCAACGCAGCGACUGAUUCGCUUGCACCAUGUCGACUUGGAAAGCAGCGGUCGGCACCGAUCUGAAAGUACAGUCUCAAGCACCCGACGACGACUGGGAAACCGACCCGGAUUUUGUGAACGAUGUGACCGAAGAGGAACAACGCUGGGGUUCCAAAACUGUCGAAGGCUCCGGACAUGUUGCCGAUGCUGUCAAUAUUGCCGAACUCCGAGAACAGGUAGCCAAGGAUGAUGCGGCCUACAAAAAGCGUGUGCUUGAAGAACUGCCCAAGGCCUCCUACGGCUACGGCGGCAAGUUUGGUGUCCAGAAUGAUAGGAUGGACAAGUCGGCCGUCGGGAAUGAUUACAUCGCGUCACUGCACAAGCACGCCUCUCAGACAGAUGCUGUCAAAGGCUUUGGCGGGAAGUUUGGCGUGCAGAAAGAUCGCCAAGACAAGUGUGCCGUAGGCUGGGAACACCAUGAAUCGGUCGAGAAGCACGCUUCGCAGAAAGACUACAGUACCGGAUUUGGUGGCAAGUUUGGCGUCCAGAAGGAACGCCAGGACAAGUCUGCUGUUGGCUGGGAGUUUCACGAGAAAACACAGAAGCACGCAUCACAAACUGACUAUGCCAUCGGCUUUGGAGGCAAGUUCGGGGUUCAGAGUGACCGGCAGGACACGUCUGCCGUUGGCUGGAACCACAUUGAGAAGGUGGAGAAGCACGAAUCGCAGAAAGAUUAUUCCAAGGGAUUCGGUGGCAAGUUUGGCAUAGAGAAGGACAAACAGGACAAGUGUGCCCACACAUUCGCCGAAGUCGAGAAGCCCAAGCCAGCGUACCAGAAACCAAGGCCCGACAUCGAGGUGACCUCGGAGCGAGCCAAGAGCCUGCGUUCGCGGUUCGAGAACAUGGCCAAGGCUGGGGAGGAGGAGGCACGCAAGCUCGCCGAAGAGGAGCGCAAGCGGAGGCUUCAGAAGGACCAGGCAGAGAAGGAGGCAGCCAAGAAGGCCGAGGAGGAGAGGCAGAAGCGUCUUCGAGACGAGCACAAGCGGAUCGACCAGCUCCAGGAGCAGCUCAAGGCGGCUGAGGACCGAGACGAGGAGGUUUCGGAGCGCAAGCCACGUUCGGACAGUGCCGGAAGCCAGCCCGACGAGUCGGAGCUGAUUCGGCCUGGCACACGGAAGAACCACUCGCGGGUCUCCGUCAUCCCGCGGGAACUAGUCGUGCCGACGAAGCAGGUGGCCAGUCCCGAUGUCUCCCCAACACAAGAGACCGAACCGCUGCCUCAGGUGAAGGACACAGCUCCCGCGGCCGCGGUACCCGCAACUCCCGCAUCCGUGGUUGCGGCGUCUGCAGAAGUUGAAGAAGCACCGGCACCCUGCGCAGCGCGGGUUGCAGCGGAAGAGCCGGAGCCAGAAGUUGUUGAGGAGGCCCCCAAGAAGAUUGUGCCGCAGAUUCACCACUCGCCGGUGGAGUCCGAGUCGAGCCCCGAUUCGGGGCCUGGUGAGUCACUGGAAGAAGGGAUCUAUGAGCAUUUGGAGCCAGUGUCGACUGAGAAGAAAAUGUCGGCCGUCGCAUUGUACGACUACCAAGCUGCUGACUAUGAUGAGAUAUCCUUCGACCCCGAUGAUAUCAUCACAGACAUUGAAACGAUUGACGAGGGCUGGUGGCGUGGAAAGUGUAAUGGAAAAGUUGGCCUCUUUCCUGCAAACUACGUUCAACCUCUUUACUGAAGCUUUGCGUUUUGAGGUGAGCUCAUCUGUGAACUGCGGUUGUGCCACUGCCCAUAGCAGAGAUGGCGUGGGUUCUUCUGCAACUUGCUCAAUGGCAGUCUUCUUCAGGAGCCCAGCUUUGACCUCGUCUGCACAAACAAGACCUCAGCGUUCGGUCGCAGCUCAUUGACGGCACCUUUCCCGAACGACCCUUGGUGGUGGCGUUUUUGCCAUCUCCCACUGAUUGUCCCUUCGUCAAGCUAUCACUUAUAAUAGCGAAUUGAUCAAGUGUUGGCAGGGAAGUAGGUUGAGUAGUGUAUCGUUUCGGCCAUUUAUGUCGAAGGCUCCCUUUCCUGGCGUGUUGCCUUUAUUGAAAAGACUUGAUUGAGACCAGGUCACAGGUUUCAUGUGGGACAGGCACACCUUGUCAUUUUACUGCAGGUGGUGGUGAUUUAUAUAAUUUGAAUCUGUGGCAUAUCGCCGUGUAUACGCAAAGUUGCAUACACGGCAUGAUAGGCCAAUACCUUGUCAUUUUACUGCAGGCCGUGGUGAUCCAAUACAAUUUCAACCUGUGGCGUAUCGCCGUGUAUGGCCAAAAUGAAUUGUGUGUCAUAUGAUGGUCAUAAUGCACGUAGCAGAGCACCAAUUGACAACUUUUGUACUUCAUAACAUCAGAAUUUUAGGUUGCUGUUUGUGUGACUACAUUAUCGCAGUUUUCACGAUUACAAAACACUGGAGAUGUGAAUGGCAUUAUUAUGCUGGUGGUGACACCUCGUGGUGAUUUGUUCAUGUGGAAAGUGUCGUAAAUGUGCCGUCUUCUGCCGACAUUUUUUUCUAAAGAAAGUAGUCAUUGCAGUUUUAUUAUCGGGCUAUUGUUGCCUUUACAUCAGCAGAGCCUGUUUUGCAAUAAUAAUUACGCAUGUUUUCGUUGAAACCAAUGUCACCAGGUGGCACUGCCAUUGCAGCCAUUCGCAUAGCCUAAGUUGUUAUUUAUGGAAUAGUAGAAAUGUUAUUCUGUAGAUAGCAUCUUUUUCUAAUUCCGUGAGAUGUAGUACAUUUAUGAGGAAGCUAAAACUAAUCAGCUAUUCAUAGCAGAAGCAGAUUUGCAUGAAUGGUUUUAUUUCUCCUGUUUACUGACUCAGUGUAAGCUUUGAGAUUUCGUUCUGGAAGAUUUACGAUGUAUGCAUUUAUGUGUCGUGGGGUGUCCUUGGGACAAAUUUGAACGUCGCACGUGCCACUGGUACUUGCACACCAUCGAAAAGUAGUGAAAGAUGGAUGUCAUCCUUUUCAACAAUGGACGUUGAUGUUAGAGUAGCAGGAAGUUGCUUUCUUUGAGCUUGUCUGCCAUCGACAGCCGUUAAAGACUAUGUCGCCAAGAGCAUGUGCAGCUUUGAAUUAUGUGACUGACCCCAAUCUUCUUUCUUUCAUUGAGCCAGCAAUUUAUGGAAUUUAGCCAUUUUGUAUGCGUACUGUUGCGAGAUAUUAUUUGAUUUGUGGAGGUCUUUACUGUACUUCUAGAAGUAGUGAUUUCUUCUUUUCAUAGUUGUGAUAAUGAUUGUGAAAGCAGCGAAAGAUGGUUUUGCUCCUUUGGAUUUUUGUUGUUGUAACAUAAUGGACUAUAAUUGCUUUUAUUUUACAGUCUUUGGGUUAUCAACUUUGUCCAGUCCUGUUUCUGGAAUCCUAUAAUCAAUAUAUUUUGAAACUAUAUUUGUGAAAUUUUAGAAACUGUGUCAUGGGUCCAGUUUUGUGGGAUUAAAUCACCUGCAUCUCAUUGGGAUUGCUAUUCAAGGAAAUAACUAAGUUUGAUAAAUGCUUUACAAAGAUAUUUUUGUUCUUCCUUCUUGCUUUUUAGAAGGCUUGUUGUAUUUGUGAUGCCUUCUAUUUACUUUUUGUAAUUUAAUUACCUAACUCAUUCCAGCUCCUGGUCUACUUAAUUCAUAUGCCAUGCACGUGUAGUUAGAAAUGUUAAUUAGAGAUUCCUGAGGUGGUGCCAAGUUUCUUUCACAUGGUAUAAUAUAGUGUGUCAUAAUGAUCCAUAGGGAAGAUUACGACACAAAGCACAUAUAACUGGCAGAUGUUAGGUAUUUAUAAACUUUUUUCUCUUGCUGGCUUCCAGUGCACAUGUGCGUAAUGUAGAGAAAGUAUUUCAGGGUCAAUGCACUACGAGACGUCAGUUUACGAGCAAUCUGUUGACGGCACCCAGCAAUUUUCGUUCUGCACUGACACUAUUAACAGGGCUACGUGGUUUGUACGAUUACAUGGAUUUUGCAAUAAACAAUCAUAUUGUUUUUAUACAAA